AUGCAUGAAGCAGAAGAUGGCGAAUGGAAAAAAUCACGUGAGAAAUUUUCCUCUUGCUGUUACUGUUGCAGCAGAGCUUCUGUUGUCACUCGUUGGAUUCUCUGGUGUCCACUUAUUUCCUUUCUCACCAUCCCAUUUUAUAUUUUCCCGGAAAGCAAACAUCCAAUCUCUUUCUCACUUCUCAAAGUCAAACGUACCCCUAAUCCGAUGGAGCUCCGACCCUUGGGAAACACAGGGCUCAAUAUCAGCUCUGUGGGUUUUGGGGCAUCCCCUCUUGGCAGUGUCUUCGGCCCUGUAUCCGAGGACGACGCCGUCGCCUCCGUUCGUGAAGCCUUCCGCCGGGGCAUCAAUUUCUUCGAUACCUCUCCGUAUUAUGGAGGAACAUUGUCAGAGAAGAUGCUUGGUAAGGGACUUAAAGCCCUAGGAGUUCCUAGAAAUGAAUAUGUCGUGUCAACAAAGUGUGGGCGGUAUAAAGAGGGCUUUGAUUUUAGUGCUGAAAGAGUAACUAGGAGCAUUGAUGAGAGUUUGGAGAGGUUGCAAUUGGACUACGUUGAUAUAUUGCAAUGCCAUGAUAUUGAGUUUGGGUCUCUUGACCAGAUUGUGAAUGAAACAAUUCCUGCCCUUCAGAAACUAAAGGAGGCGGGGAAGAUCCGUUUUAUUGGGAUAACCGGACUCCCUCUAGGAAUCUUUACUUAUGUGCUUGAUCGAGUACCAUCUGGUACAGUUGAUGUGAUUCUCUCAUAUUGCCACUACAGUAUUAAUGAUUCAACACUGGUGGAUUUACUUCCAUACUUGAAGAGCAAAAGUGUAGGUAUAAUUAGUGCUUCUCCACUUGCAAUGGGACUCCUUACAGAGAAUGGUCCUCCAGAGUGGCACCCUGCUUCUCCUGAGCUAAAGUCUGCAUGCCAAGCUGCUGCUGCCUAUUGUAAAGAUAAGGGAAAGAGUAUUACCAAGUUAGCAGUGCAAUACAGUUUAUCGAACAAGGAUAUCUCUACAGUGCUGGUUGGCAUGAACUCUGUUGGACAGGUUGAGGAAAAUGUUACUGCUGCCCUAGAACUUGCUACAUUUGGGAAGGAUCAAGAAACACUAGCCGAAGUUGAGGCGAUUCUUAGCCCUGUCAAGAACCAGACAUGGCCGAGUGGAAUCCAACAGGGCUGAUGGUUUUGCCAUCUCUGAAACCGUUUUCCUCAUGUACUGUUCAUAAUUUCAAUUGCCAACAGUGCCCUACUUAAUCCAUAUGGUUCAGUGGGAGGGCCUCCUCCAUUACAGUUCUCCCCUCUAGAAAAAAUGAGUUAUGAAUGGAAAGAGAGGGUCAUCACUCAUUGUUAUGCAGAUGGAUCUUUGCUUAAUAAAUUGUAUGAUUUUUUCAUUCUGGUCAUGAGACAUUCAAGAGGUGAAUAUUGUAAACUUGGAUUUGGUUUGUAUUUCAAGUCGUCGUAAAAUUGUAUCGUAAUAUUCUAUUGUAAGCUUCCCUCAGCUAAUAUUUCCAUUUUUAUUUUGGUAUAA
Molecule: messenger RNA, 1506 nt
Organism: Hevea brasiliensis (rubber tree)
Lineage: Eukaryota; Viridiplantae; Streptophyta; Magnoliopsida; Malpighiales; Euphorbiaceae
Product: L-galactose dehydrogenase
Exons: 6
Coding region: 1-1158 (385 amino acids)
Biological process (GO): L-ascorbic acid biosynthetic process
Cellular component (GO): cytosol
Molecular function (GO): L-galactose dehydrogenase activity
Source: RefSeq, a predicted model, not a curated record